Messenger RNA from Penicillium oxalicum, 1269 nucleotides. RefSeq names its product serine/threonine-protein phosphatase 2A activator. The transcript has a single exon. Gene Ontology annotation, biological process: mitotic spindle organization. Lineage: Eukaryota; Fungi; Ascomycota; Eurotiomycetes; Eurotiales; Aspergillaceae. Bases 1 to 1269 code for a protein of 422 amino acids. The record is from RefSeq and is a predicted model, not a curated record. Gene Ontology annotation, cellular component: nucleus; protein phosphatase type 2A complex; cytoplasm. Gene Ontology annotation, molecular function: peptidyl-prolyl cis-trans isomerase activity; protein tyrosine phosphatase activator activity.
AUGGCCUCGACCUCAAUACCGCCCGCUCGAGAAGGCUCUCUCGAUCUUUCCAAAAAGCUUUCGCAGCUCCGCGCAAAUAGUAAUCGCCGAUCGCAAACCUCUUCCUCUCGAGAGCCCACCCCUGUCACCCCUCCAUUGCCUUCGCCGCCUGACCUUUCCGCCCAUCAAUACUCACGCCCGGUCCGCCGCAUCUUAUCGCCGAAAGACCAUGAGCUCUUUUUAGCUUCACCCACCUACAAACUGGUACUUGCGUUUAUAUUCGGUCUCUCGGACUCGGUGCGUGGCCGUGCCGUCACUGAUGUCCAGAAAUCGGCCGAUUCGAAUCAGAUCGUCAAUAUCGUCUCGGUGGUGGGGCGAUUACAGUCUCUAUUAGUAAAGCAUCCUGCGCUGGACCAGGGCGGCUCGCGCUUUGGAAAUCCCGCCUUUCGAGCCUUCUUCGACGAUGUCGCUACACAAAGCGCGUCAUGGCAUGCGGACAUCCUCGGCUUGCAGGAUGCAUCCGCCAUCGAGGAGGUGUCAACAUAUCUGGUUGAGUCCCUCGGAUCGCGAGAUCGGCUCGACUAUGGAUCAGGCCACGAACUUAACUUCAUGAUGUGGCUGUUAGCUUUAUAUCAGUUGGGACUACUCACCACCCAAGAGUUCCCCGCUGUCGUGUUCCAAGUUUACGUUCAAUAUUUGCAUCUGAUGCGGGACAUCCAAUCCACGUAUUAUCUCGAACCUGCCGGGUCACACGGUGUCUGGGGGCUGGAUGACUAUCAUUUUCUCCCUUUUCUAUUUGGUGCGAGUCAACUCGUGGAUCACCCGUACAUCACACCGCUGGGCAUUCACAACGUGGCCAUGUUGGACGAGGAAGGGGAUAAAUACAUCUACCUGGACCAAGUGCGCUGGGUCGACAGCGUCAAGACCGUCAAGGGUCUGCGAUGGCACAGCCCCAUGCUGGACGACAUUUCCGGAGCUAAGAAUUGGUUCAAGGUUGAGAGCGGGAUGAAGAAGAUGUUUGUCAAGGAGGUAUUGGGCAAACUUCCAAUUAUGCAACAUUUCCUGUUCGGAAGUCUGCUUCCAGCUGCCGAGGGGAUGGGUGAGCGCUCCGAGGAUGCCGAUGACCAUGAACAUGGAGAUGGCCAAUGUCUCGACCAUCCCCAUGGGCACACCACGACAGAUUACUUUGGGGAUUGUUGCGGCAUCAAGGUCCCCAGUACGAUUGCGGCCGGCGCGGAAAUGCGCAAGCGGAUUGGCGGGUCCAAUCUUCGUCCUAUUCCAUUUGAUUAA